AUGGUGGACAGGGUGACGAAGCUGGCAUCGCAGCGCGUGGUGGUGAUCUUCGGUGUGAGCAACCGCUUCAUGUGCCAUGUGGUGAAGACGCUCUUCACGGAGCUGGGCGUGAGCUGGACGGUGCACAAACUGGCAAAGGACCCCUGGGGGAAGGACGUCGAGAGGGCGCUUGCUGGCAUGGUCAUGACACUGCACCUUGGCGGCCAGCUUGUGCCGCUCCUCAGCCAGGCUGGUGCCCUCUGGCUCUGA
Triticum aestivum (bread wheat) is the source of this 249-nucleotide messenger RNA. RefSeq names its product putative glutaredoxin-C2. NCBI's taxonomy places the organism in Eukaryota, Viridiplantae, Streptophyta, Magnoliopsida, Poales, Poaceae. The transcript has a single exon. The coding region runs from base 1 to 249 and encodes 82 amino acids. The record is from RefSeq and is a predicted model, not a curated record.